AUGGAAAACAACAUAAUUACUGUCGCUCGUGAAGAACUUGAAGAGCUAAGAGAAGCAUUCAGUAAAAUAGAUAUUGACAACAGUGGGUAUGUCAGUGAUUAUGAACUUCAAGACCUGUUUAAAGAAGCAAGUCUGCCCUUGCCUGGUUACAAAGUCCGGGAGAUUGUAGAAAAAGUCAUUGUGGUGACGGACAGCAACAAGGAUGGGAAAAUCAACUUUGAAGAAUUUGUCUCUAUAAUUCAGGAAUUGAAAAGUAAAGAUGUUAGCAAAUCUUUCCGAAAAUCAAUAAACAAAAAGCAAGGUAUUACAGCAAUUGGAGGUACAUCAGCUAUAUCUAGUGAGGGAACACAGCAUUCUUAUUCAGAGGAAGAAAAAGUUGCUUUUGUUAAUUGGAUAAAUAAAGCUCUACAAGAUGACCCAGACUGUAAGCACCUCCUGCCUAUGAACCCAUCAGAUGCUAGUCUUUUUAAAUCCCUUGCAGAUGGCAUUCUUCUUUGCAAAAUGAUCAACUUUUCACAACCAAAUACAAUUGAUGAAAGGGCUAUUAAUAAGAAGAAACUCACUUCUUUCACUGUUUCUGAAAACCUAAACCUGGCUCUGAACUCAGCAUCUGCUAUUGGCUGUACUGUUGUCAAUAUUGGAUCACAAGAUUUGAAAGAAGGAAAACCACACUUGGUAUUGGGACUCUUAUGGCAGAUCAUUAAAGUUGGUCUGUUUGCUGAUAUUGAGAUCUCCAGAAAUGAAGCUCUUAUUGCCUUGCUGAAUGAAAGGGAAGAGCUAGAUCAGUUAAUGAAGCUUUCCCCAGAAGAGCUCUUGCUACGUUGGGUGAACUACCACAUGGCUAAUGCAGGGUGGCUGAAAAUCAGUAACUUCAGCCAAGACAUUAAGGAUUCAAGAGUGUAUUACCAUCUGUUAAAUCAGAUUGCACCCAAAGGAGAUGACCUUGAUCAGUCACCCAUUAAAAUUGACUUUUCAGGAUUUCAGGAUAAAAAUGACUUGAAGAGGGCUGAACACAUGCUCCAACAGGCAGAUAAAUUGAAUUGCAGGCAGUUUGUAACUCCAGCUGAUGUGGUUGCAGGCAACCCUAAACUCAAUUUGGCUUUUGUUGCAAACCUCUUUAACACAUAUCCAGCCCUACACAAGCCUGAUAAUUCAUCUUACGAUCUCAGUUUAUUAGAAGGAGAAAGUAAGGAAGAAAGGACUUUCAGAAACUGGAUGAACUCCUUGGGUGUAAGCCCUUAUGUUAAUCAUUUAUACAGUGACCUCUCUGAUGCUUUAAUAAUCUUCCAAUUGUAUGACAUGAUUCGUGUGCCGGUUGACUGGAACCACAUCAACAAACCUCCUUAUCCAUUACUUGGUGGCAAUAUGAAAAAGAUUGAGAAUUGCAAUUAUGCAGUAGAACUUGGGAAAGCAAAAGCCAGAUUCUCACUAGUUGGUAUCGCUGGACAUGACCUAAAUGAGGGUAAUCCAACUCUGACUUUGGCUUUGAUAUGGCAGCUGAUGAGAAGGUACACUUUGAAUGUACUGUCAGACCUUGGAGAGGGGGAAAAAGUAAAUGAUGAAAUUAUUAUGAAGUGGGUGAAUCAGUCACUUGCAAAAGCAAAUAAGAAAACUUCAAUUACAAGUUUCAAGGACAAAUCAAUUAGCACUAGUUUGCCUGUACUAGAUUUAAUAGAUGCGAUUGCACCAAAAGCAGUUCGUCCAGAAAUGGUCAAGAGAGAAGAUCUUUCUUAUGAAGAUAAAUUGAAUAACGCUAAAUAUGCUAUUUCAGUUGCUCGGAAAAUUGGUGCUCGUAUAUAUGCUCUCCCAGAUGACCUGGUUGAAGUGAAGCCAAAAAUGGUGAUGACAGUGUUUGCAUGUUUGAUGGGAAGAGGACUGAACAAAAUCAAGUAA
Molecule: messenger RNA, 1893 nt
Organism: Indicator indicator
Lineage: Eukaryota; Metazoa; Chordata; Aves; Piciformes; Indicatoridae
Gene: PLS1
Product: plastin 1
Exons: 15
Coding region: 1-1893 (630 amino acids)
Biological process (GO): actin filament network formation; actin filament bundle assembly
Cellular component (GO): actin filament; cytoplasm; actin filament bundle
Molecular function (GO): actin filament binding; calcium ion binding
Source: RefSeq, a predicted model, not a curated record